UGCGCUCCAACCACCACCAUGAAGUCCCACUCGUUGCUUGCCAUCAUAUCUCUCGCCGUCGUGGGCGCAGCCGCCUACAACGACGACCAGAUUACUCUUCAGAAUUCUCUGCAGAGCUACCCGGGAUAUGAUCUCGAUUUAGGUGCACUUCGAUGGGUCCAGCUAGAAGGACAAGACCCUGUGCUGAUGACCGAACUUGAGAAAAUCAAUCUCAAGGCAGCAGGGAACAAGUUCUUCGAUGUCUCCGAAACCCCUCAGCUCGGGUACAACGCUCAAAUCAGAGUCAACAAGAAACCGGCGUACCCGUCUCCCAAUAAGACAGACCUUGUCAAGCCCAUACUCAAGACUCUGGAGAUUGACAACCUGAAGACAGGGCUCAAGGCGUUCACUAGCUUCCGGACGAGAUAUUACCGUAGUGAUACCGGGAAGCAGAGUCAAGAAUGGCUUCUGGCCACCAUCAACGAGAUUACCAAGGACUAUGCCUCGGACUCCUUGAGGGAGCUCAUCACCGUGCAGGAAUUUCCGCAUACGUGGAUCCAGAGCUCAGUGAUUGCUCGGAUCAAUGGCUCUUCCACCGAUGAUGACGGCGUCGUUGUUAUUGGGGCACAUCAGGACAGCACGAACUUAUGGCCUUUCCUGCCCGCUCCCGGCGCUGAUGAUGACGGGUCCGGUUCCAUGAGCAUCCUGGAAGCUUACCGGGCGCUGCUCGCCGCUGAUUUCCGUCCGGAACUUAGUGUCGAGUUCCAUUGGUACUCCGCAGAAGAAGGCGGACUUCUGGGCUCCCAGGCAAUCGCCCAAGAAUACGAGCGUCGUGGUGUGAACGUUGUGGCAAUGAGUCAGUACGACAUGACGGCAUGGGUUAAGAAAGGCACGCGCGAAGAGGUUGGCGUAAUCGUCGAUUACGUUGACGCAGACUUGACGGAGCUGAACAAGCAAUUGGUCGACCUGUAUCUGGACAUCCCAUAUGCCGAGACGAAGUGCGGUUACGCCUGCAGCGACCAUGCCUCGUGGGCUAAGGCAGGGUAUCCUUCGGUAUUCACCAUUGAGAGCACCUUCGAGAACUCCAACAAGAACAUUCACAGCGCGAACGAGUGAGUGGACACUCUUUGAUCUUUCGCCUGUAGAAAUACUAACGGCUGUUGUAGCCGUUUCGAUACCUCGGACGAAUUCAGCUUUGAGCACAUGCUAGAAUUCUCCAAGCUUGCUGUCGGCUUUUCAGUUGAGCUCGCGGGAUGGACAAAGUCCGAGUGACGCCACACCACCCUCGCGCGCUCGCGGUGAACAUGCCGCAACAAAGCACGUU
Molecule: messenger RNA, 1303 nt
Organism: Fomitopsis serialis
Lineage: Eukaryota; Fungi; Basidiomycota; Agaricomycetes; Polyporales; Fomitopsidaceae
Product: peptidase
Exons: 15
Coding region: 19-1095 (358 amino acids)
Biological process (GO): proteolysis
Molecular function (GO): metalloexopeptidase activity
Source: RefSeq, a predicted model, not a curated record